Molecule: messenger RNA, 3498 nt
Organism: Plodia interpunctella (Indianmeal moth)
Lineage: Eukaryota; Metazoa; Arthropoda; Insecta; Lepidoptera; Pyralidae
Gene: Afg3l2
Product: AFG3 like matrix AAA peptidase subunit 2
Exons: 2
Coding region: 364-2685 (773 amino acids)
Biological process (GO): mitochondrial protein processing
Cellular component (GO): membrane; m-AAA complex
Molecular function (GO): zinc ion binding; ATP hydrolysis activity; metalloendopeptidase activity
Source: RefSeq, a predicted model, not a curated record
GCAAAAUACCUAUUUUCCAACAUUGACGAUAAAUUAUGUAAUGAUUUUAUUUUACAAGUACAAUACAAAAAUCUUAAGAUAUUAAACAAAACGGGGUCCUUGGUUUCACAAUGGUUUCUUUUUGCAACAUUUUUCGAUAGAUUGGAAAGUGCAAGAUUGUCUUGUAGUGAAUCGUGACUGUCAAAUAUAUAUUUUGACAGUGUGUAAUCUGUCUGUCUGCAUUUGACAAGAAUUUUAUAACCAAACCAUGUUUGUCAUGAUAUUUCUUGAUAGAUUUUCGUGAUACAAUUUGUUGAGCGGUUGUGCAAUAUUGAUUAAACGUAUUUAUUUAUUGUUAUAAAAUAUAAAGUGUAGUCUAUCAGCAUGUGGAAAGGUCUUAGAUUAACACAAUCCCAGUUAUCAAAACUCCAUUUCAAUGGCCACAAACUUCAGCCUGUCGGUGUGCCAGCUUUAGAUUCUGUGUUAAAUCAGUGGUACGAGUUCUGCAAGAAGCCUCCGAAGGGUUUCGAGAAGUAUUUCCAGCCUGGCACCAGUCAAAAACAGCCGAAAAUCCCAGAUAAAGAAGGAUCACCGGCCCCUUCAAAAAGUUCGCCUUCAUCUCCGAAACCCAGUAGCUCACAAGACAAAUGGAAUAUAAAUAUGUUUUCAAACACCGGAGGUGGCAGAGGAGGAGGCGGGCGCGGUGGUUACGAAGGCCAGGAUCGAGAGAAAUGGAUGAUGUUCGGAGCUAUGGGUGUCAUGACUUUGCUUGCCUCAUUCGCUUAUUUCGAAAUGAGAUACAAAGAAAUAAGUUGGCGCGACUUCGUAAAUUUAUACUUAAAUAAAGGCACAGUUGAAAAACUAGAAGUAAUCAAUAAGAAAUGGGUGCGUGUAAAGUUACAACCUGGUUCAUCUUUAGAGAACAAAAUCAUUUGGUUCGCAAUCGGCAGUGUAGACUCUUUUGAAAGGAAUUUGGAGAAUGCUCAGACGGAAAUCAGUGUUGAUCCACCUAAUUUUGUUCCUGUUAUUUAUAGAACUGAAGUGGAAGCGGCCAGUUUGACUGGGUUGCUGCCUACAUUGUUAAUCAUAGGAUUUUUGAUCUAUAUGAUGAGAAGAUCGGCUGACAUGAUGGGCCGCGGUGGCAGGAAGGGUGGGGGUCUAUUUGGAGGUGUCAUGGAGUCUACAGCUAAGCUAAUAAAUCCUACAGACAUUGGUGUUAAGUUUCAAGAUGUAGCUGGCUGUGAAGAGGCUAAAAUCGAAAUUAUGGAGUUUGUAAAUUUCUUGAAGAAUCCUCAGCAGUAUAUCGAUCUUGGGGCUAAAAUCCCUAAAGGAGCAUUGCUUACAGGACCCCCUGGUACUGGUAAGACGCUUCUUGCCAAGGCAACAGCGGGGGAAGCCAAUGUUCCUUUCAUAACUGUAUCCGGUUCAGAAUUCUUAGAGAUGUUUGUCGGUGUUGGUCCUUCUAGAGUACGUGACAUGUUUUCCAUGGCCCGUAAACAUGCUCCCUGCAUUCUGUUUAUUGAUGAAAUUGAUGCUGUAGGGAGGAAGAGGGGCGGUCGUAGUUUCGGCGGCCAUUCAGAGCAGGAAAACACAUUAAAUCAACUUCUAGUUGAGAUGGACGGCUUUAACACUACUACAAAUGUUGUGGUGCUUGCUGCCACAAACAGAGUUGAUAUUUUAGAUAAGGCUUUACUCAGACCGGGCAGAUUUGACCGACAGAUCUUUGUGCCUGCUCCAGACAUCAAGGGAAGAGCUUCCAUCUUCAAAGUGCAUUUAGGGCCGCUGAAGACUGGCUUGAAUAAAGAAAACUUGGCUAGAAAGAUGGCUGCAUUAACUCCAGGUUUCACUGGCGCAGACAUCGCGAACGUGUGUAACGAAGCAGCCUUGAUAGCCGCCAGGGAGCUAGCCUCCGGGAUCAGCAUGAAAAACUUCGAGCAGGCCAUUGAAAGGGUUGUUGCCGGCAUGGAGAAGAAAUCCAAUGUCCUCCAACCCGACGAACGCAAGAUAGUCGCUUACCAUGAGGCCGGACACGCUGUGGCCGGAUGGUUCUUACAGCAUGCUGAUCCCUUACUGAAAGUAUCUAUCAUCCCCAGAGGAAAAGGCUUAGGGUACGCCCAAUACUUGCCCAAAGAACAAUAUUUAUACAGCAAAGAACAAUUAUUUGAUAGAAUGUGCAUGACUCUAGGAGGACGAGUUAGUGAAGAACUAUUUUUCGGAAGAAUCACAACCGGAGCUCAAGACGAUCUGAAGAAGAUCACUCAAAGCGCAUACGCACAAAUAGUCCAUUAUGGAAUGAAUGCUAAAGUCGGCAAUGUAUCUUUUGAAAUGCCUCAACCAGGAGAAAUGGUUAUCGAUAAACCAUAUUCAGAAAGGACUGCCGAAUUAAUCGAUUCUGAAGUUAGAGAUUUGAUUUCUACUGCGCAUAGGCAUACAACAGAGUUGCUGACGAAACAUAAGGAUAAUAUUACUAAAGUGGCAGAGAGGUUGUUGAAGCAAGAGAUUUUGAGUAGGGAUGAUAUGAUAGAACUAUUAGGGCCUAGGCCAUUCCCGGAGAAGAGUACUUAUGAAGAGUUUGUUGAAGGAACAGGGUCAUUGGAGGAAGAUACUACAUUACCGGAAGGUUUGAAGGAUUGGAACAAAGAAAAGCAACCGACAACUCCACCGCCAGCAGAAAGCAUACCAACAGGGGCUAGCAGUAAAAAUUAAGUUGUAUAAUUGUUUUUGGACGUAAACAAAUGGCGGACGACAUUGUAACAGCGUGAAAAGCUAAUUUUAUAAAUGCAUUUGUAGCUUAAGAUUGAGUGUAAGGUCUGGACCCAAGAACCUGUGCAAACUUCCAAGACUUAUCAACAAAUUUUGUUACAUACAUAAACUCGUGUACAGUCAGGGUAAGAAAAAGCUAUGCCAGUUUUAUCUGCCCCCCACUGUACUAAUGAGUGAAAUCAUUGCUUGUUUUUAUAUACUAGGAAAGUAACCAAAUUUAGUGAAACCGCUCAACAGGAUUGAUCGGGUAUUUUAUGUAUUCAAGCUUAGCAUUCAAAUACAUAAAUGAUAAUAGAUACAUCACCGCUGAAAAUGUCAUCUCAGCGGUGGUUCCGUGACCAGUAUUGCUUCAAAUAAAAAACGAGUCAUUAUAUAACCAAUAAUUCGUAGAACUUAUCUGUUUAUACCAUGACAUCAUCUGAACUUUUUGUAACGUAGAAAUUAUAUUUUAUAGUUCACUCUUCAAAUCUUUGCUUCAUUUGUAUGAAUGAUAUGUCGUCCAUUUUUAUGCGUCUAUUUGUUGAUCAAUUUGUGAAUUUACCUUUAAGAGGUUUGUUUGUUUUGUUAAUCAUAAUGUGUAGAAUGUCUUAGAUUAUUUUGUUGCAAGUAUUUUUUAAGUCUGACAGGCCGAACUAAAAUCAAGAACAUUACUUUAAGAACCGAGUCAGACCAAGGCUGUUCGCAUUUUUAAAAGUGUAAUAUAGCCGUUGUGUAGUACGCUUUUUGUAACAUAAAUAAAUUCUAGUACAUAUGUCA